Molecule: messenger RNA, 291 nt
Organism: Nezara viridula (southern green stink bug)
Lineage: Eukaryota; Metazoa; Arthropoda; Insecta; Hemiptera; Pentatomidae
Source: the annotation of a GenBank genome assembly
AUGGCCAGAGGUGCAAAUCCUCCCAACACCACAAUUGAUCAACUCCAUAACACAGUACCUUUGGAGCGGGCGAGUCCAAAGGGGAUCUCAGUCAGAGCAUCGACCUCCAAGGGUUGGAGGAUAUCGAAUCUGGUGGUCUGCUUCAUUGGUGUCUUCUAUUUCCUAGAUCAUCAUCUUCGAGGAAGCUUCUACGUCCUCCUUGCUCCUACUUCCUACGUGCCUUGGCUCAACUCCUCAAUACUACUGCCCCGAGCCUCUGCUUCCCCAGAUUGCUCUGACCCACUCUUUUAG